Penicillium salamii is the source of this 534-nucleotide messenger RNA. The record is from the annotation of a GenBank genome assembly. Lineage: Eukaryota; Fungi; Ascomycota; Eurotiomycetes; Eurotiales; Aspergillaceae.
AUGCGUUUCUCUCUCAUUGUUAUGCUCGCGAGUGCAUAUGCACGAAUUUCCCUCGGUGGCACUCUUGAGAUCAUUGAUGUUGACAAUCAAUGCGCGAUAUGGUCCUAUGACAACCAUGGCUGCACAGGGUCUUCCGCAUUCUUCAGUCGACUUGAUGGAGAUGACUGUUCAAGGUUGGACAAAGUCGCCAACAGCACCCAUCCAGGUUACCCUAUGCGUGGCGCGGAGGCUUGCGGCACGGAAAACAAUUCAUCGGCUGCAUGGGUUAAGGUCGAAAAAACUGGGGUGAUCACCUUCUACAAUUUUCAAGGAGACAGCUCGACAUGUACAUUGGACAAUAGACUCAAGCAUGGCAGCCGCUGCACCGCCUCGGACUUGAUACACUCUACCAAGUCGUCAUCCACCGAGUCGUUUUCCACCAAGUCGUGUUCCACUAAGUCUUCCUCCGCUUUGACGACGCUGGACUAUUCGUCAUCGACUAUGGAGCCAUCCUCGACUACUUUCCAGACCGUAACUAUUUCUGAUUGUUCCUGA